AUGAGUUUCGUGGCUGACAUGUUCAUCCCUGGAUCAGGAUCCGUCGUGACUGUCCUCGUCAAAAUCUAUGAUCUGUGUAAUGAGAUGAAAGAAGGUCAGAUCGCGUGUAAACGCCUUCACCUUCGCUUAAAGGACAUCUUCGACGAAUUGCAGAAAAUGGAAACCAGAGGAGAGAUCCCAUCAAGCGACAAGGUAGCCAAGUACGUGGAGGUUGUGGCCAAAUACUUGCGCUACCUUGAACAAUAUCGCAGCCAAAAACUGUUCAGACGGCUGAUCAAGCACCAAGCCAUGUCUGGACAACUAGCUCUUAUUUACGAAGAGAUUGACAUGCUCUUUCGAAUUCUCAAUCUCGCGGGCACGGCAGCUAUGAUGGAAUGGAAGCAGCAAUGGGAUAUCGAUCAACAAGCGCAGCAAGAAGUGAUGUCAUCGCUUGUCGUGAACAGUGUGGAGGUUUUGCGUGAACUUCAAGACACGCGGGCGCAGUUAGAGGCAAUGAUGAUGCUCAAGUAUGAAAUGGAGUAG
This is a messenger RNA of Phytophthora infestans T30-4, 522 nucleotides long. RefSeq lists its product as uncharacterized. Gene Ontology annotation, biological process: cell surface receptor signaling pathway. Bases 1 to 522 code for a protein of 173 amino acids. The transcript has a single exon. Lineage: Eukaryota; Oomycota; Peronosporomycetes; Peronosporales; Peronosporaceae. The record is from RefSeq and is a predicted model, not a curated record.